Messenger RNA from Cervus elaphus (red deer), 1006 nucleotides. Its product is annotated as thiosulfate sulfurtransferase/rhodanese-like domain-containing protein 3. NCBI's taxonomy places the organism in Eukaryota, Metazoa, Chordata, Mammalia, Artiodactyla, Cervidae. Gene Ontology annotation, molecular function: thiosulfate-cyanide sulfurtransferase activity. The record is from RefSeq and is a predicted model, not a curated record. The transcript has a single exon. Bases 343 to 822 code for a protein of 159 amino acids. Gene Ontology annotation, cellular component: mitochondrion.
CCCAGUCCCUCCUGGUCGCCUGGCCAUCUGUCUGCGGAGUUAGGCCAGUUAGGGAUGUGAGUGCUGGGCUGGAGUCAGGCAAGUGCUAGAAGUGCUAGGAUUCUGGCCCUGCCAAAAACUUAACUGGCUUUGUCCCUUGAGCCCAAAUCCCCCCCGACACACCUGAUUUUUCUCAUCUGUAAAAUGGUAAUCAUGCUAGGAACAACCUCUUGCGGUUACGAAGACAUGAGAUCAUACAUGUAUGAUCAUAUAGCACAUUAGCACAGAGGCCAGUGUUGGGUGAACUUGAGUGAACAGUUGGGCUGAAAGUCUAUCUUUGGGAGAACGAAGUAGUUAGCAGUGAUGGUGCUGCAGCGCUUGCUGCCCUGGAGUACUUGCCAGACGAUCUUUGGGUCUGAGGAGGCUGCGCUCUGGGGUUUGAAGUCAAUAAAAAGGAGCUGCCACAAUUUUUGUACUGCUGUUUGUCAAGAUGUCACUUACAUGGAACUUAAAAACCUCCUGAAGUCCAAAAAAAUUAUGUUAAUUGAUGUUAGAGAACCAUGGGAAAUUCGUGAGUAUGGAAAAAUCCCCGGGUCCAUCAAUAUACCAUUGGAUGAUGUAGGUGAAGCUCUACAGAUGAACCCAAAAGACUUCAAGGAGAAGUACCAAGAAGUAAAGCCAUCCAAAUCUGACAAUCUAGUGUUUUCUUGUUUAGCUGGAGUGAGAAGCAAGAAGGCUGUGGUCACAGCAAAGGCUCUGGGCUUUAACAGUGCUCAACACUAUGCUGGAGGAUGGAAGGAAUGGGCAACCUAUGAACUUUCAGAGAAGAAACAAGGAAAUUGAAUUUUGGAAUACAAGCUGACCGUUUCCUUGUGUCCAUGCAGCCCAGAAUAGUGGAAUAAGCAAAAGAAUAAAAAUGUAGCCCUGGAACCACUGGUUAAUGGGAAAGGGAUUUUGUAUAAGUCAAAAAAAAAAGAAAGUCUGUCCUUGGGCCCAAGUGCCUGCGCCUCACCGCCUCUACCCUUUU